AUGCGCUUCGUGAGGAUAACCCCGGAAAUGACCGAAAUGGUGAUUCAGCACCUGAGGGACAGUUUCUUUGCUGACGAGCCGCUCAACAAGUCGGUGCAGCUCUGCGAGCGGGGAAACCCCCACCCGGCACUCGAGCAAAUGUGCAAGGCUACCAUUGCCGAUGGACUGUCGUUAGCGGCUAUGGAAGAUAAAGAUAUAUUCAAAGCGGACGCAACCGGUGCAUUCUCGCAGAGGAUCUGCAGACAGUUCGGUAUGAAGGUGAUCGGUAGGAUCCGGUACGAUGAGUACCUGGACAACAGCGGGGAACCUGUGUUCAACGUGGAAGAGCCGCAUGUAGAGUUGGCGAUUAUGAUACUGGAUUUACGUUGA
Molecule: messenger RNA, 369 nt
Organism: Diatraea saccharalis (sugarcane borer)
Lineage: Eukaryota; Metazoa; Arthropoda; Insecta; Lepidoptera; Crambidae
Source: the annotation of a GenBank genome assembly